AUGAGUUUUAAAUUAAGUCUUAACAGUAUAUCGUUCAUUUUGAUACUUGUCUCAUUUGUAUUUCUAUUAUUAGCUACUAUAAGUUCACCCGUUGUUAAGUCUUUUAAUUUAGGUCAUACUGCUGAUUAUACUUAUGGUAUAUUUGGUUAUUGUUGGGACAAUAAUUCGCAAUGUUCAAGUGCAACUUAUCCUAUUAAAUUAAGUGACGUUGAUGAUUCAACUUCAAAUUGGAUAUUAAAUAAUAAUACAAGAGAUACUUUGGCGAAAAUUUUCAUUAUUGCGCCUAUUGCCUUGGGCUUCAAUUUUGUUUUAUUGGUAUUGAUUUUUGCUUCACAUUUUUCAAAUAAAGGUGUUAACUUAAUUGCAAUUGUUGUCAAUGUUUUGGCUAUGAUUUUGACUAUCUUAGUUACUAUUAUUAUUAUAUUAGUAUUUUAUCCAAAUUUACAUUGGACAAGUUGGAUUUUACUUGGUGCAGCAGCUGCGACUAUAUUUUCAUUAAUCUUCUUGAUCUUGAAUUUAAUUACAUUGAAACGUAACGAUGAUAAUGAUAGUGAUACAGAAUCUGGUUUUGAUAAAUUUGCUAAUUAUGGCCAAUUAGAUGAUAAAUUUAAUCAUAUUCAAACUUUAACUUUCAAAUCACCAAAUUCAACUUCUUCAAUUGAAAAUGAAUAUAAUUAUAAACAAUAUGAUAGUACCAUGAGUAAUGUAAAUUCAUUUUCAAAUACGAAUUCAAAUUUGAAUAAUGAUAGUGGAUUUAUCAAUAAAGGUUAUAAUAAUCCACCGCCAAUUAGAACUCAUAACGGUUCUAAUUCAUUUACAAGUCAAUCUUCAUCAUGUUAUUCAAAACCACCUCAAACAGUUAAUGAUUUUACAAAUACAAAUUCAAAUUCAGUAGCUUCUGGUUAUAGACCAACUGGAACAACAGGUGUUGACGGAUCAACAACAUCAAAUAACCCACCUUAUCCAGCUUCAACUCCAAAAAUUACAAAUGAUAGUUUUUCAAGAAGUGUAUUUGAACAUCAUCCACAAGUUGAAGGUCAUAAACCAUUUACUGAAUUAGAAGAUGACUUUGAUGACGAAGAGGAUCUAACUAAGAAUAAUCAACAACAAAGUAAUGAUUCUGAUGAUGAUUCUGAUUUUACAAGUGUCUCACAAAGAGCUCCAAAUCCACAAUAUACUCAACAACAACAACAACAACAACAACAACAACAAAUUCCAGUACAAAGAAAUUAUAAUCCACAAUAUCAAAAUGUACAACAAUACCAACCAAUGUAUCAACAAACACCUCCACAACUGUAUCAACAACAAGUGCAACCUCAUUAUCAAUCACAACCUCAACCACUACAAUAUCCACAACAAUACAAUACUAGUGUGUCACCGCAAGGUUAUUAUUCAUCACAACAGAGACCUACAAUAUCGGACAAUGUAUUGAAUUCAAAUCCAGAUUUUAAUUUUGCAAGAGGUCAACCACAAGCUAAAAGAAGAGUAUCACCUGGAUUCGUGCCAGUCGCAGCUAGAUAUAAAAAUCAACAAUCAAAUAAUAAUGCCUCACAGUUGAUGGGUAGAAACGCAGCUAGUGCAAGAAAUGGUCCUUAUGGUAUAACAAGGUAA
This is a messenger RNA of Insectozyma verbasci, 1611 nucleotides long. The record is from the annotation of a GenBank genome assembly. NCBI's taxonomy places the organism in Eukaryota, Fungi, Ascomycota, Pichiomycetes, Serinales, Debaryomycetaceae.